UUGACACGACAUGAGAUGCGCUCGUGCAGCCUCCAGCCGCUCAGAGAGCGCCACCUCUCGUUUAUUCCCAUAUUUCUCACAUCACCGGGUCCCCUUGAACUGUCUCCUUCAUCACAGUUGGUUCGCAGGCAGACACAGCGGAUUUCCAACCAAGCUGGCCGGUGCUCUAACCCCACAGGAGACAACAGGGACCUUGCAAUGAUCUCGCUGGACUUCAAUUUCAACAUUUUGACAAGAGACCUGUCUCAUUAUUUGGAAAACCAAGUGAAAGUUGGACUAUUUGGUUCGGGAGUGGGUCUGUCUCUGGUGCUGGGCUUUAGCGCAGCUUACACCUGCUACUAUUUGAUUUCUGUAGCCAAGAAACCUCAGCUUAUAUCAGGAGGUAAAAAGUUCUGUCAGUUCCUUAAGGAGCAAUGUCCAGUAGUGUCAGAGACCUACUACCCUACGUUUUGGUGCUGGGAGAGUCGCAUCCAGACUCUGCUGAGGCCCUUUGUCACUGCCAAACCUGGAGUUGUCUAUAGAAAUGAGCUUCUUAAGGCAGCAGAUGGAGGACAGAUAUCUGUGGACUGGUUUGACAACGAUGACAGCCACUCUUACCCCGACCCCACCACCAGACCCACGGUCCUCCUCCUCCCUGGUCUGACCGGCACCAGCCGAGAGUCCUACAUCCUGCACAUGGUCCAGCAGAGCCGAGAUCUGGGCUAUAGGUGUGUGGUUUUCAACAACAGAGGGGUUUCUGGGGAAACGUUACUGACUCCGAGGACCUACUGUGCAGCCAACACAGAGGAUCUUGAGACUGUUAUUGAGCACAUCCUGAAAACCCAUAAAUCUUCUCCAAUCAUGGCUGCCGGUGUGUCCAUGGGAGGGAUGAUGUUAGCCAACUACUUGGGGCGUAAGGGCCAGGAAACCUGUCUGAAAGGGGUCAUAGUCUUCUCAGCAGGCUGGGAUGUAUUCGAGUGCUCUGCUUCACUAGAAAAACCCCUGGACCGUUUCCUCUUCAACUCCUACCUCACCAGCUGCCUCCAAGCCUCCGUGCACAGACACAGGCCGGUGCUCGAAAAGUGUUACGACAUUGACCAUGUCAUGAAGGCGAAGACCAUCAGAGAGUUUGAUGAGAGAUUCACCUCCAUAAUGUUUGGUUAUCCCACUAAUGACGACUACUACCGAGAUGCCAGUCCUGUCCACAAGCUGAAAUCUGUACAGGUGCCAAUGCUGUGUCUGAACGCUGCUGAUGACGUAUUCUCUCCGUCUCAUGCUAUUCCAGUGGAAGCAGUGAAGCAGAAUCCACACCUGGCCUUGCUUAUUACCUGUCACGGUGGCCAUAUUGGUUUCCUGGAGGGCCUGUGGCCACGACAGAGCACUUACAUGGACCGAGUCUUCAAGCAGUACGCAAAAGCAGUCAUUGAACAAGGCGGUGGACUCAAAGACCUCUCUUGAUGAGAGAAAAUCACAAAGUGUUCCUCUGAUUUCACAUCCUCUUUCUGUGUCUUGCCCUUUAUUCUACCAUUCUUGUAUUCCAUCUUUCUGGGCCACAUUCCGUCCACUAUUUGUGUUUCCGUUCCAGUUUUUCAUUCCUUCCUACUAUUGUCUCAUUCACUUUUCUUUGCUCAGUGCAGGUACUUUCUUUUUUUAUUGCCUCUCUCACUAACAUGGCUGCUCAUGCCAUUGCUAAAUAGUUGAAUGUGCACCAUGUGGUUUUGUUAGCAGAAGAAUUCAGCAAUCUGUGCAAUCAUAUUUUUAUUCAAAAGAAGUACUGUAAAUGAAGACCCAACCACUCUUUCUCCAAGUACCCUGUAGUUUUAGCACGUAACAAGUAGGAUUUUAGCCCUCAGGGAGUCACUGAUUAUUGUUCUCUGUCCUUCCUGUUUUAUCCUGAUAGUUGCUCUCCUUGAGUUAGACUUUUCUGCAGUCAUUUACCUGCUUAUGUGUGUUUUUAUUUUUGUUUUUUGUUUAUAAUUUAGCAUGUGAAUUGCACUUGUGUGCUUUCUUUCAGAGAGUUAACAGAAGUCUGUUCCUAUGCACUGAGUAUAAAACUUCUGGAAACAGAAGGAAGCAGGUUGUCUACCUGUGAAACUCUAAAUUCAAACAUGUUUUUUAAACAUAAGGACUCCUCAUCAGACUUACCAUGGUCAGAUUAGUAGCAUACUUUCAGGACGCAUGCAGAUGACCCUGGACAUUUUUCCGGUAUUCAUCUUUUUCAUUUUCUUUUUUCUUGACUCUUUGACAUCCCCUUGAAUGGAGAUAGUUCCCUGAAUACUUUAACUGUCACUCUAGAGCAGUGGUUCCCAACAUGGGGUCUGUGAUCCAGUAAGGGGGGGCCCACAAGUUAGCAGGGGGUUUCCACUGUUUUAUCUGUGCUGAGAUUGUGAGGUUAGGUUGUAUUUGUAAAAAGUACAGUUAUAAAAUCCUAACACACCCAAUAAUAAUGAAAACUCUGUGAGUUAUAACUCUGUAUGACUGUAAAAAGUUUGUAAUUAAUCACUUAUAAUUGUGUGCAUGCAGUUAAGAGUUGGCGUUGGGGGGCCCUGGCUUGUCUUAGACAGGAAAGGGGGUGCUUGUGAAAAAAGGUUGGGAACCACUGCUCUAGAGAGAGCACUAAAAUAAUAUUGCAUAAAAAGCUUAACCUUUAGAUUCUCAAUGGUUUUGAUAGAUGAACCCAUGAACAUUAUUUAUUAAGGUCCCAAAAUAAUCUUGUUUAUUUAAAUGGUGUAAGUAAUAAAUAUUAUUACAUUUAAAAUGAUCCCUGGGUUUUUGGCUGAGGAUGCAUGCCUAAAAAUGCAGGACAAUUGGCUGUAGCUUCAUAUUUAAAGGUGUGGUUCACAGAAAAUCUGUUGUUUAACGAUUUUUCUGAUUAUAAUCAGUAACUCUGAAAUUUUAAUGCAGGCUGAACAUGAAAGUAGCUUUCUACACCUAUCUCCUGCAUUAAGUUGUGAAAGAAAAUAGACGGUGAAACUCUAGGCGUAAAAAAUCCUGACAGAUCUACGUCAUACUGUCACUUAAUAUUCAUGGACUCAACCAUCUUAACGCACAAUGGGGGAAGCUGUUGUUGUUUUAACGUCCAGGAAACAGCAGAGAAUUUCCAGACUAGUAAAAGCUUACCGUUAGCAUUAGCAACUUCACCCCACGGCAGAAGCUCCUCCAGGCUUGUGUUUUUUAUGGAGAUAAAACAUCCACGUUGCGAGUCAGUAGUAGGUAUCCCCCCCCCCCCCCCCCCCCCCAACACACACACACACACACACACACACACACACACGUGACCACUCUACUAGAGACACUAUUGAUUAUACGGGUGAACCACACCUUUAAAAAGGAAGCAGAGUGAUGACAAUCUGAACCAACUCCCUGGAAGAAAGCAAAUAUGAGUUUGUUUGUUUGUUUGUUUGUUUGCUAUCAGCAUUCUGCAUACACUUUUAUUUUCACGUGUUUUACCUUCCUAGACACCAAUAGUUUUACAAAAGGAUAAUGUGGAUAGUUUUUUUGUCAUUGACAAGGAAUGUAAAAUAAAGCACUUUUUGAGUUGAUACUAUCAAGCCUCUAAUCCCUUAAGCAAGGCACUAACUUGAUUAGAGCUAUGAAAGAAUGAUCUAAACGCUGCUUUAUUGAACAGUUUGUACAUUUCUUUAUGAAAACAAAGGACGUGCUGUACAUCUGGAAGUGCACACUGGCCGUCUGAAGGUGCGUGUGCACUUAAAAAGAUGCUCCUAUUGUUACUGAAAGCUGAUUUCCAGUCAUUUCUGCCAACAAUGAUACAGGGGCUGGCUACCGUAAUUGAGUUGGCAUGAUAAAAUCAAAUCGAUUUGACUGGCAUCAAGAGUUUCAGUUAAAAAAAAUAAACUGCAUGAGAAUUAUUUGACUUCCUGUUUCUGUGAAGAUCUUUGUGUCCUUUUGUUCUGCAAAGUUUACAUGAUUUAACGCAUUUCUCAUUGUCAUCGUGUACUGAACCUUAACAUGACUUUGUAAUCUGUAGCACAAAGGGCAUGUUUGUUAUUUUAUCUCAUGUUAUGCUGCAUUUUCAUUUUUCUUACACCUCAUAAGAACAUUCAGUUUCACUUGUGCAGCAAUAAGACAUUAAAAUAUAAGAAGCAUCCACAGUACUAGUAUGUUGACAUCAUCAUCAUGAGUGUAAUACACUGUAUUAAAUUAUUAAAUAAAGUUUAAGGCAAUUUGUGGUUUGUUUUGGGUGUUUUAUCUCCUAUGCAGCAUUUUUAAAUUUUCUCAUGUAUAUAUGAUAUUAAAUGAGGGUUUAAGCUGCCUUUCGCUUGUUUUCGAGGUAAAUUGUCUUGAAUUUCCACAAAAGAACAGCAUUAAAACUAUCAGUGAUAUUUUUAGAUCUACUAAAAAUAUUUAUACAUAAUUUUCUGCAAAAAUAAACUCUCCACAUUUUUCUUGGUAUUCCCCCCAAAAUGGUGGAAAAUCUCAUAUUGAAACUUACACCUAAGGGGAAUUAAUUAUUCCUGGCUUUAAUCUCAGAAAUUAGGUCGGAAUAAUGAAUUUAAUCUCAAGUUCUGAGGAAAAGGAAGCCCCUGUCCUCUUGUGUGCAUAUUCGUCAAAAGAUCCUGUAAAAUAGCAAUUCUAAAAAUGUUGUAUUUAAAUGGACUGAAUGGACAAAAUGAUUUUGGACUGUGAAGGCUGCAGAGCUUGCUCUAGACCAUCUUUAAACAGUUUGGAUUUGGUUUCUUCUUCCUCUCUUGCAUCAACCUCACAGCUAAACACAGAUGACUUAGUAAAAAAGCUGACAAACUACAUGUCAUAAUUUGAGGUGAAGGUCCAAAUGCAGUGAGAACUAAAGAUAUUGGAGGCAACCAAGGAAGGUAAAGGUGUGUUUAUGUUUUAUAUUUAUAUUUUUAAAAAAGGCCUAUUUACAAGUGAGGAACCAACAGACAAGCGCACUGAGGUCAGCAUAAAUAGACAGGUAGUGAAUGCAAAGACAAUGGAGCAGGUGAGAUGAUUGCUAAUGACAAGGACCUACAGGUGUGACAAUUAAGGAGUGGGAGGCAAAAUUAGACUAGACAAAAGGAGAAGAACUAAGGAGGAGCUAAAUGAGGAUAACAUAAUCUAAAUGCAAUGGGAAUAAGUGAAUUUCAAACAAUAGAAACUAAACUGGGCACAAAGAACAACAGGAGCAGAGAGCAACGGCAGGAACACAUGGAUGUAGGGCUAAUCUAGAAAAAAUGAUAACUAUACGGUAAAAGGUAAAAGACACAAAAGGAAGCUAAGCAAACGGGGAUCUGUCAACACAAAAGCUACACAAAAAUAAGCAAGGGAAAACUAAUGAGAAAUAAAAACGAAAAAUAAAACUGAGAGAUUGGGGACUGGGACUGGCUGGGCAGAUACAGUAACUGGGAGGUGAGUGUGAACAGGGAGGGACACGAAUCACAGGGUCACCUGGGAGAGGGGAGAAAGCAUACAAGGGUCUCCCUUUGGUUGGCAGGCCCAUCAUUUGAGCUGGCUUAAUACUCACUGGAGGGUUGCACACUGACUCAAGCCAAAGUCUCAGAAAUGAUGGAUGCUGUCUACAAAAAGCUAACUGUUGAGGAUUGAUGCAUCUAUUUUUUUAACAAAUGAACUGAUAACAGAACGCACAGACUAGUGUUAACCUUUACCAAGGGUUAACAGGUAUUUAAGAAAGUUAGAGCAUAAUCACAAACUAACCAUAAGGAUUACAUGCAAGUAAAAUCAUUACUCAACUUUAAUGUUUCUUGUUAGCAGACUUCCAAAUGUACAUAAUUGUACUGUAUUCAUUUUCCAAGUCUAAGGCCUUGGGCCUCAAGCAGGGUUCAAGUUGGUGUCCCAAGUGAUGUCAUAAUAGAGCAAGAGAUAGACCUGCGGAUGGGAGACUCGUGUGGAAUAAUGAGCACAUUGUUCCUUUUUGUUCGAACAAAGCACCUAAAGACCUAAAAAAGCAAGAUCCCAGUUGAAAUGAGCUUCCUCUGUAUGAUGGCAGGUCUCAGCCUUAGAGAUCAGGUAAGGAGCUCUGUCAUCAGGGGUAGACUCAGAAUAGAGCUGCUGUUCCUGCUCAUCAAAAUGAGUCAGAUGAGACGGCAUCUUAUUCAAGUGGCCUCCUGGUUCCAGUGGUUUUCCAGGCUCGUCUCACAUUGGGAAGAGAGCUCGGUGCAGAUCCAGAACUGAUUGGAGGGAUUAUUAUGUAUAUCCUGGGAUCCCCUAGGAGGAUCUGGAUAUGCCUGGACUUCCCUCCAGGUUAUUUUGUGUUUGUAAGUAGGAAAUUAAAGAUAACACUUUACAAUAAGGGUCCUGUUAAUAACUUCAUUUAGUGGAUUAUUAAGCUUUAAUAAACUAUUUAAUGAAGUACAACAACUGCUUAACAAUAUUAUGUUAUCCAUUAUUAAGCAGACACCCCUCGGCCCUUUGUUCUAACCUUAAGGACACUUAAUAUUUAACAAUACAGGGAAUGCUAAUAAAGGCCCCUUUUGUUUAUUAAUGCUUAAUAAUGCACUAAGUAACACUAAUAAAGGGUCCCUUACUGUAAAGUGUUCCCAAAUCCUCCUCCAAAUCUAGUUGUUUAAUCGGGAACGUUUCUGCAAAAAUCCCUGUAACUAGCCACGGCACGGAAACAAAAACAAAGAAUUUAGAACUAAUUUUUAUUACAUUCAUACAUUUCAACAACAAUAACAGGACUUGACUGUUAUAUUUUUCACAGCCAGCAAUCACAAUGGUAAACAUGAGGUAGAUUAACCAGGGCACCAAGGCUACCAGUGAGCUGCACAAACACAUGAAACACCUAUUAGUGAAGAUUGUGAGAGCAAGUUGCAUAUUAAGAAUUUGAUUUAAAGAAAGAAAAAACACAUUCGAUGGACCAAUAGAGAAUGAUACCUGUCUUACAUUUGGACCAAUUUGUUUCACUUAUAAUAAUCCACUUGAAUAGUGCAAGUUUAUAUUUCCUACCCCCAAGGACAUUCAAUCAUCCGGUUGGAUUCCUGUGCAAACACUAACGUGGGUAUCACACUUCAAAAGGAUUAUUUUUCUAAAAUGCUUGUCAAAUAAAUUAAAAAAUCCUAUAUGGACCUUUUUUUUUU
Molecule: messenger RNA, 7034 nt
Organism: Nothobranchius furzeri (turquoise killifish)
Lineage: Eukaryota; Metazoa; Chordata; Actinopteri; Cyprinodontiformes; Nothobranchiidae
Gene: abhd3
Product: abhydrolase domain containing 3, phospholipase
Biological process (GO): medium-chain fatty acid catabolic process; medium-chain fatty acid biosynthetic process; phosphatidylcholine metabolic process
Molecular function (GO): monoacylglycerol lipase activity; A2-type glycerophospholipase activity; glycerophospholipid phospholipase A1 activity
Source: RefSeq, a predicted model, not a curated record